Paramisgurnus dabryanus is the source of this 2511-nucleotide messenger RNA. The record is from RefSeq and is a predicted model, not a curated record. NCBI's taxonomy places the organism in Eukaryota, Metazoa, Chordata, Actinopteri, Cypriniformes, Cobitidae.
AUGCUUGUCUUUCUGUACACACUGAUUUUCCAUCAGUUUAAUGCAAAGGCAGAAAACAGUCUUUGCCAAAUAAUGGGCGAUCCUAAGUACCCACUGCUAUCCAAGGAUGGAGACAUAACAAUCGGAGGACUUUUUGCAAUCCACAGAGAUGAAACAUUACCUUCAUUUGAGUUUACACAAAAACCUCAUCUUAUAUCAUGCUCCAGUGUGAAUCUUAGAGAUUUCCGAAUGGCUCAAAUCAUGACCUUUGCAAUUGAUGAGAUUAACAGAAGUGAAACUUUGCUUCCCAAUGUUUCUAUUGGCUACAAAAUCUAUGACACCUGUGGAUCAAGACAGUCAUCUAUGAGUGCAACUAUGGCAGUGAUGAAUGGUCAGGAGUUUGCAGCAGGAGACAGAUGCAAUAGACAGUCUCAUAUACAUGCUAUCAUAGGAGAUACAGAGUCUUCCACUACAGUCAUUUUGUCCAGAACCACAGGACCUUUUAAAAUUCCAGUGAUAAGUCCCUUAGCCACAUGCGAAUGUCUUAGUAAUAGGAAUGAUUUCCCCUCUUUUUUUCGGACUAUUGCUAGCGAUUAUCACCAGAGCAGAGCACUUGCACACUUAGUCAAACACUUUGGCUGGACUUGGGUUGGAGCUGUGAACAGUGAUAAUGAUUAUGGAAACAAUGGAAUGGCUAAAUUUUUGCAGACAGCACAGGAGGAGGGGAUUUGUGUAGAGUACUCUGUGAAAUUUUACAGAACUGAGUCUGAAAAAAUAAAGAAAGUUGUAAACAUCAUAAAACAUAGCACUGCAAGAGUCAUUGUUACCUUUAUUUCAUUUCUGGAUAUGGGAUUUCUAAUAGAGCAGUUAAAUAAUCAAAAUAUUACAGGCUUCCAAAUGAUUGGUGCAGAAGCUUGGAUAACUGCUAAAAAUUAUAUCACUCCAAAUACUUUUCAUGUGCUGGGAGGAGCACUGGGGUUUGCAGUAAGAAAAAUCAAUGUUGAAGGGUUCGGAGAUUAUGUUAUAAAAUCAUUCUGGGAAACAGCUUUUCCAUGCUCACACAACAAUGGAAAUUCUUCUCCAGCUGAAUUAAAUUGCAGAAGAUAUCAGGAUCUAUUUGUGUUAAACAAUUUCAACGAAGAUGUGCCUGAACAAAGAUAUUCAAGCAAUGUCUACAAAGCAGUGUAUGCUGUGGCUCAUGCACUACACAGUCUACUGAAGUGCAAAGAAAAAGAAGGGUGCGAAAAAGGCCUGACAAUACAACCACAGCAGGUGGUUGAGGCUCUCAAAAAUGUCAGUUUUACAGUUAAAUUUGGAGAUCAUGUGUGGUUUAACAGCACUGGUGAAGCAGUACCCCAGUAUGAAGUUGUGAACUGGCAACAAGACUCAAAUGGAUCAAUCCAGUUUAAAGCAGUGGGUUACUAUGAUGCCUCACUGCCCCCUGACCAGCGAUUUGUACUUAACCCGGAAAACAUACUCUGGGCUGGAGGAGAGCUGGAGAGGCCCAAGUCUGUGUGCAGUGAGAGUUGUCCUCCAGGCACUAGGAAGGCUGCACAGAAAGGAAGACCUGUCUGCUGUUAUGACUGUAUUACAUGUGCAGAUGGAGAAAUCAGUAAUGAGACAGAUUCAAAUAACUGCCAGCAGUGUCCAGGGGAAUACUGGUCUAAUACUGAGAACACUGAAUGUGUGUUAAAGGCUGUAGAGUUUCUGUCAUUCACAGAAGUUAUGGGUAUAGUGUUAGUCUUUUUCUCUCUGUUUGGAGUAGGAUUAACUGUACUGGUGGCAAUCCUGUUUUACAGUAAGAAGGACACUCCCAUAGUAAAAGCCAACAACUCAGAGCUGAGCUUCCUGUUGCUCUUCUCAUUGACUUUGUGUUUUCUCUGUUCACUUACUUUCAUUGGUCGCCCCACUGAGUGGUCCUGUAUGUUGCGUCACACAGUGUUUGGGAUCACUUUUGUCCUCUGUAUCUCCUGUGUUCUGGGGAAAACACUAGUGGUGUUAAUGGCAUUCAAGGCCACACUUCCAGGAAGUAAUGUCAUGAAAUGGUUUGGGCCUGUACAACAGAGACUCAGUGUUUUUGCCUUUACACUUAUACAAGUUCUUAUCUGUGUGCUUUGGCUAACAAUAUCUCCUCCCUUCCCAUAUAAAAAUAUUAAAUAUUAUAAGGAGAAGAUCAUUCUUGAAUGCAGUCUGGGCUCUACUGUUGGUUUCUGGGCAGUGUUGGGUUAUAUUGGCCUACUGGCUCUCUUGUGUUUCAUUCUGGCUUUUCUGGCUCGGACGCUUCCUGAUAACUUCAAUGAAGCUAAAUUCAUCACAUUCAGUAUGCUCAUAUUUUGUGCUGUAUGGAUCACAUUUAUCCCAUCAUAUGUCAGCUCUCCUGGAAAAUUUACUGUAGCUGUGGAGAUUUUUGCCAUUUUAGCUUCAAGCUUUGGUUUACUAUUCUGCAUAUUUGCACCUAAAUGUUAUAUCAUUUUGUUUAGGCCUAAACUAAAUACAAAGCGAAAUGUAAUGGCGAGAACACAAACUAACUAA